CGGGCUAGGAACUUGGGCCAGGGAAAAGUCUGAAGACGCUUAUGUCCAAGGGGAUUCUGCAGGUGCACCCUCCGAUCUGCGACUGUCCGGGCUGUCGAAUAUCCUCCCCGGUGAACCGGGGGCGGCUGGCAGACAAGCGGACAGUCGCCCUGCCGCCCCCACGGGUCCUGAAGAAGGAACGGACCCCCAACUUCUCCACCAGUGAUGGUGACAGUGAUGGGAGUGGCCCGGCCUGCGGGCGGAGGCCGGGCCUGAAGCAGGAGGACGACCCGCACGUCCGUAUCAUGAAGAGAAGAGUCCACACCCACUGGGAUGUGAACAUCUCCUUCCGAGAGACGUCCUGCAGCCAGGACAGCAGUCUCCCCACCCUCAUAUCCAGCGUCCAUCGCAGCCGCCACCUCGUGAUGCCGGAGCAUCAGAGCCGCUGUGAAUUCCAGAGAGGAAGCGUGGAGAUUGGGCUGGGACCCACAGGUGACCUGUUGGGCAAGAGGCUGGGCCGCUCCCCCCACAUCGGCAGUGAUUGCUCUUCAGAGAAGAAGGCUCGGAGAGAGUCCCCCCAAGAGACUCUGUUGCUGCCAGAGCUGGGGCCCACCAUGGCCCCCGAGGACCACUACCGCCGGCUUGUGUCGGCAUUGAGUGAGGCUGGCAGCUUUGAGGACACUCAGCGUCUCUACCACCUGGGUCUGCCCAGCCACGAUCUCCUGAGGGUCCGGCAGGAGGUGGCAGCUGCAGCUUUGAGGAGCCCCAGUGGCCUGGAAGUCCACCUGCCCUCAUCCCCCGCAGGUCAGCGCCGGAAGCAGGGCCUGGCUCCGCACCGGGAGGGCACCGCCGCAGCUGCUGCCCCGUCCUUCUCAGAGAGGGAGCUGCCGCAGCCGCCCCCUCUGCUGUCGCCCCAGAAUACCCCUCACAUCGCCCUGGGCCCCCAUCUCAGGCCCCCCUUUUUGGGGGUGUCCUCAGCUCUGUGCCAGACCCCAGGCUACGGCUUCCUGCCCCCCGCCCAGGCGGAGAUGUUUGCUCGGCAACAGGAGCUCCUGCGGAAGCAGAACCUGGCCCGGCUGGAGCUGUCGGCGGAUCUGCUGCGGCAGAAGGAGCUAGAGAGCGCGCGGCCGCAGCUGCUGGCGCCUGAGGCCGCCCUGCGCACCCCCGACGGCGCCGAGGAGCUGCCGCGGCGCGGGCCCAUGCUGGUGCUGAAACACAACGCGGCGCCGCUGCUGGCCCUGCCCCCCCAGGGCCCCCCGGGACCCGGGAUCCCCACCCCGCCCCGGGAGCCUGCUCGCCGAGCCCCCCGGAAAGGCGACCACAGCUCUGCCUCCACCGGGCCCAGCGAGUCCAAGGAGACAACAGGGGCGGGGGUCUGGGCACAAGAUGGCUCCGAGGACGAGCCCCCCAAAGACUCAGAUGGAGAGGACCCGGAAAUGGCCACUGUUGGGGGCCGGGGCCUCUUCACCCCCAGCCAAGCCCCAGCUGGAGGGGCCAGCGCAGAGGGGAAGGGGCUGCCCUCAGCGUCCACGCUGCCCCUGGGCUUCCCCUACGCCGUCAGCCCCUACUUCCACACAGGUGCCAUGGGGGGACUCUUCAUGGACGGAGAGGAGGCCGCUGCCCCUGAGGACGUCAGCAAGUGGACGGUGGACGACGUGUGCAGCUUCGUGGGGGGCCUGGCCGGCUGUGCAGAGUACACGCGGGUCUUCAGAGAGCAGGGGAUAGACGGGGAGACCCUGCCGCUGCUGACGGAGGAGCACCUGCUGACCACCAUGGGACUGAAGCUGGGGCCUGCCCUCAAGAUCCGGGCUCAGGUGGCCAGGCGCCUGGGCCGAGUCUUCUACAUGGCCAGCUUCCCGGUGGCACUGCCACUGCAGCCACCAACCCUGCAGGGCCCAGAGCGGGAGCUCAGGGCAGGAGAGCAGCUCCCAUCCCCAGCAACAGCCCCCUCCCCCUAUGGGGGGGGCCACACCUCCGUAGGCCGAGCCUCACCCAAGCAGGAGAAUGGGACCUUGGCUCUGCUCCCCGGGCCCCCAGACCCCUCCCAGCCCCUGUGCUGAGCUGGGGGUGAGCUGUCCAACUCCCCGGCG
Molecule: messenger RNA, 2069 nt
Organism: Propithecus coquereli (Coquerel's sifaka)
Lineage: Eukaryota; Metazoa; Chordata; Mammalia; Primates; Indriidae
Gene: SAMD11
Product: sterile alpha motif domain containing 11
Exons: 14
Coding region: 42-2039 (665 amino acids)
Molecular function (GO): protein binding
Source: RefSeq, a predicted model, not a curated record